Messenger RNA from Xyrichtys novacula (pearly razorfish), 17659 nucleotides. The record is from the annotation of a GenBank genome assembly. NCBI's taxonomy places the organism in Eukaryota, Metazoa, Chordata, Actinopteri, Labriformes, Labridae.
CUUCAGAAAACCAACUGUAUGUGAAUGUUUGUGUAAAUACACAGGCCACUGGAGCACCCUUGUUUGGGAGCUUAUAUGACCUUGGGGUUCGGCUGAGUAAGGAGCAUCUCUCUGAAUGAAACGCAGCGCGCACCCUGCUGCCUGGCUGAGAAAAGGCGCACCCUCCUCCUCCUCCUCUUCCUCCUGCAUUUCAGUCACGCAGCUUUGCUCAGAUUUGAGAUGAAGCAUGAAGGAUGUGGUCGUAGCCUGGUAGCAUUAUCCAAAUAAUAAACAAAAUCGCGUCUGCAAUCGAUCAAUCGCUUAAUCUGAUUUGAGAAACGUUUCGGGAUCGUUUCCGGACAGAUACGCAUUCGAGCGCGUAAUUUGGGGGAUAAUCUGCAUUGCUUGCAUCCGAUUGAGCGACUGCAGCUCUCCGACAAUAGCGCAACGCGUAUUCAGAGACAUUUCUAAUCGUUAUCUUUUGCAACAACCGCCCGUGGUCAAAUUAGAGGUCGAGGUUUAAUUAACAUUAGUGAAAUCGGACACUAAUGGUUUGCAAUUAAGGUCACACAGUCUGUGAUGCGUUUCAUCCAGCACUACGAUGCUGCGGUAUGAGAGCAGGGAAAGAGCCUAGAGAUGGUGAUGGACAAUGUGCUGUCCAGCAGGUACAAUAAGGCAGCGGCGCUCCUGGUCCUGAAUGCAGCGGAGAGAGACACCUAACCGGGUGUCACCGUCAGCCCUGGAUGCUGCGAAAAAGAAUGGGGUACGCCGACCCAUCGGCGGGUAAAGACAUACUCGGCAACAGAUCUCUUUGUUUCAUAUUUAUUUGUGCAUUUGGACUCGUCACACUAUUGCAGCAGAUUCUCUAUGGGAAAAACUACAUUAAGAGGUAAGUGUUGUUUUUCUCUGUUUGGUUAGUUGGCAAAAUAAACCAAAGCACAGGCCUGUGACAGACUUACUCUUUGCAAAGGUAAUAUUAAAAAAAGCAUGCCCUCAUAGUCGUUUUGUUUGCUUUAAAGUAAGGACUAAUAUCCACGAGUUCAAUUGUUCAGUGUAAUCUGUUUUGAUACAUCAUGUUGGGGACGCAUGGGGGGUAAGAUGAGCUUUAAUGGCUGGGAAAGAACAAUAGCAAUUAACCAUCCAUCUUCUUCUCCAGUGGCAUAGAAACAGUUUCCAUUGGAUUUGUUUUUUUGAUAUUUUCUUAGAAAAUGCAGCAUCACAUUCAUACCAUACACAGCGCUCCAGCUGUGUAUGGUAAUGUUUUUUCUCUUUCUUUUCCCAAAGACCUUUAUUUUUAAUUUUCAGCUUUCUUAACUGGUCUUAGCCUACAUCUUACAAAGGCAUCAAAUAAGCAGAAUGCAGAAUGAGAGCUAGUAGAGCUGAUGAUGGCGAUAAUGAUGAUAACAGAGAGGAACAUGCUACAGAUGAUGUGUAUUUCUUACUGGUCCCUGUUAAAUAAAUCAUAUCAGCAGACUGCACUAAGUGCACUUAGCCUCUGCAGAGCUGUGUUUUAUAAGACCUCUGCUACACGAUUUAUCUCCCCCAUAUGGAAGUCUUGAAAAUCUUCUUCUUGCACCCGUUCUAUCCCAUCCCUCUUAACUGUUGGCCCCUUUUUCUUUUUUAAUCUGUUACAAAUUUCAGUGUGAGACGAGCAGAUGCUGAGAAGCCGGGGUGUUUGAUCUUUAGGUGGUUUGAAUCGCACAAAUCCCACUCUAAAAAAUGAAGGACCUAUCUGAAAACUUAACCUCCACCUUCCAGAUAUUUGGCACACAGCACAUGUAUGCUUACCUUUGAGCAAACAUGCAUGUGCUGCAGUCUGCCCACAGCUGACCCUCUCCCCCUUGAGACCCUGCUGGGCUGGUCUGAUUAAAAGCUCAAUGUGGAUUCAUGGCAUCAUGAACUCUGCACAGAGAUGCAUGAAUUCAAACACUGACACACACCUUUCUCUCGCCUGCGUCCUCACUUUACUCUCAUCCUGUAAAGAGAGAGAGAGAGGGAGAGAGUGGAGUGGGGGGGUGGGGGGAAAACAGCAAGCCGCAGGAACAGAGAGCAGUGGGCUCUGCGGCGGCCAUUUUGCUACAGUCUGUCUGCACACACGCCUCAGUGCGAGUGGAGAACGAGAGAGAAAAGCGAGAGAUGAGGAGAGGCUGGAGAAUGACUGUUUGCAUGUGAGUGAGAGAGGUGACGUCAUUUUGAUGUCACCUUAGGCAAAAACAAGCAGGAGUGGUUGUCGACUUGUGUUGCGACCACACCCAGCAUCUUCUCAAACACAAACAUAAGAAUGAGACAUGAGGGCAGGAGGCUGAUCGGGCUGUCAUGUCUUUCAGAGAGAGAUGAUGUGAGGGGCCAAGGCUAGAGCAGGAGCAGAGGAGGCAUUUGGGUGCUUAUGACACUAAAGAGGAGACAGUUUCAGCAUUUCAUCAAUCAAUGCUUCACGUUUACAUCCUUCCUCAACAAGAAAAAGAGCAAAAGACUCCUUUUAAGUGUACAAGGACGGCCGUUUAAGUCAAACUCAGCCACACGUGUUGGUGCAAAUAUUUGUGGCGACAUAUUUGUGACAUGCACCACGCCUGCUUUAACUCACAUUAGGGUGUAAGAGUGUAAAAUGGAAACUGAGUCUCUGUUUCAACUCUGUUUGACAUGAUGAGAGCGAUGUCUAAAAAUAAUCACGGCAUGAAAGAGUGGCACCAAAGGCCCCGAGUGGGAUCGCUAAUAAUGGUCCACAAAUGAGAAGCUUUCAAAAUCGGCUUUUGGCUGCAACUCUUGUUAUCGCUUGAAAUGUUAGUUUAUGUAACAUACAGAGCAAAAGCAAACAUGAAACCAGCUGAGGUCAGCUGUAUUGGUAAAGGACCUUGCAUACACUUUGAGCAAAAAAUUCAAACAGUAGAAAAUGUCUGAUUUCCACGUAAAACACAUCUUAUAUUAGGAAACAUCAAAAAAUGUUGUUUUGUAAGAUUUUCUUUAAUAUAUUACGAGAAAUUUGGGCUUUAGUUUGGACUUGUUAUAUCUAAAAUGGAGUUGUUUCUGGCCUUUUGAGAUAAAUGUGGUAUUUGGUGAAAUAUACUGGCAAAAUAGUCAGUAAAUACACUUUAAACUGUGAGUUUUGUAAUCCUUUACAUAAAAAAAACAGAUAGAACAUAUGCACAAAUUUUAAAAAACAACUGAUACAGUAAAAUUAAAUGAAAUAAACAUCAGAGGUUACAAUAAAUAAUAACUAAUUGAAAAACCAAGACGAAUCUGGUAUAUGCCAUGGACUUUUCAGGACUGUUUACUUUUUGAUGUGUUCAGCCUUUGGGUCCAAAUUCAGGGGAAGUUUUUGUGUUUUUGUACCCAGCUGAACUGUAUGUCUAUAUAUAGAGAUAAAUGCACAAAGAACUUCUCGUUAAUAAUGUAAAGGCUAAGUCUUUUUAUAAGAGAGAUUCUGCGUUAAAAGUUCCUGCAGAAAGGAAACGGCUGUGCAGAUCACAAACGUUAUUGUAAAUGACAGAAAAUAAAGUACCUGCCCAUGUACUUUGGGCUGUUGUGAUUACAUGAAAUACCCCGUGACAGACUAAAUGGAGAUCUGAGUCGAUAUGCUGGGCUCAAAGAAAAAAACAAACUCCAAUAAUCAAAUAGUCUGAAAGUCCUUACUGCAUCCAAGUCCCAUUAAGGAUGCUCCAGGGCUGGAUCAGAGCUGCAGAGAAACUUUGUGGCUGUUGUUUGUCAAGACUAAUGCUGAGAUUACUGUCUGAAUUUAGCUCUUGAUUAACUUUAUGGAGAUAAAUAGGCUCCUUAGAUUGAAGACAUUGGAGUCAGAAUCAGUCCCAUGAGAUCGAUUAGAGUCUUAUUGGUUGUUACAGCAGUGUAACGUGCGAUUAUUGCGAAGACUCCAUAAACGGGCAUAAUUUCAAAUGAAAACCUUUGUUUCUGUCAUGAUGAAAAUCGUCUAAAUUAUUCCUGUUUGAUCCGCAGCUGUCUUUUUCACAUGUCUAAUUUCGGAGGCUGUUCUGUUCAGCAGCCGCUCGCAGAGUGUCAUCGAGGUGUUGAAGUAGCACUCAGAGAAGCCAAAUGUGCCUGUGGAUCAGUAUUGACACGAGUCCCCCUGAUGAUGAAUGCUUCAGCACAUAAUGCACCCAGAAAGAAAGCCUCUUCGGGCUCAGUUUGCCUGCUGAAUUCAGCUUAACACCCACAGAGCACUCAGUGAAAUGAGUCACCCACGAAUACUUGUAUGAUAAUCAGCGAUGAUAGAAGUUGUGUAACCUGUCAUGUUUGGAGAUUUGAAUCUAAAAAGUCUGUUAACAAAUGAAGGAUGAUGUAACAUCUUUUUAUAGGUAGAGAGUUCAGUUAAAUGCUAAUUACUUCUUAUUCUCAAGAAAUCUCAUAAAAAGACCCCAAAACCAACAGAUAACAGAUCCCAGGUGUAUCUAAAGUCUAAAAUUUUAGUAGAAAUACAUACAAUAGAUAUUUUCUGUUAUUAUAAUGAUGUUAAUUUGUCACCCAAGCACCAUUUAAGUUGGCAUGGUACUGUGGAUGUUAGUCAAAACACAUAAACUCAACUGAAAACAGUCCCAACCACUCAAGACAGUUGUUUUGACUCUGUCAUCCUAAUAUCAAAGCCGCACUUUAAUGGGUGAGGAUAUAAUGUACAAUGAUGUAUUUGGAGAUGAAGCUGCAGAAUUGAAACCCCUUCCUAGAGUCAGUGUUUGCUUAACGUACGACUGAGAAAAUGUCACAGAUCCUUCAGACUCACUCAGACUAAGAGCAGAACAGAUUCUUGGGUUAAUUCGAAAGAGAUAACAAAUGGAUCCUGACUUAUGGUAUGCCGGAGGAAGUAUUGAGAAGAGUAGACAAGAUCUUGCUUCUGUUCUUUCUACGGGAAUUUGCCGUAAAAAUAGAUAGAUAGAAUUUGAUUUGUGCAUUGAACCAUAAAUUCACUGUAAAUGACCACCAAACAUAAAAAGUAAUGCCUCGUAUCUCUCUUGAACAAGCUGUUUAAUAGAGGACAUACUACAACCUCUUGAUGUGAGAGCUUUAAAGCACCUGCACCCAAAAGCCUCCUCUCAGUAAAGACAAAAUACUUUCUGAAUUACUCAUGAUGAUGCAGAAAGCAGCAGAUUGUAAUGGAACAUACAUAAAACUGUUGAGAUAACCCCUGAUGAAAUCGAACUAGUGAAAUCUUACACUGUACUAUUAUUAUUCAGAGUAGAAACAGUCCUUUUGAGACCUAUUAUUUGCCUGAAAACAAUCACGUAGUUUGCUACUUUAUACGAUCCAAACUCGGCCAAUCUGUUGGCACCUCCCCCUCAAAAGUACUUUGACAUCUCAAGCAACAUUGGCAAUAACCGUCCCUCCUCUAAAUCACUGUGACUUUAAUACAUCGAAUUACAAGUCCAACAAUCCUGCAAGCCAAUUUGCAGUGUGAAUGCUUGAAUCACACUCUGGGUGGUGGCUUUAGGCCAAAAAGAGCAUAAAACCAACCAUUCAAACCAUGAUGACAUCAACAGGAAACUCAUUCCUACCAUUUUUGGUGACAUACUUGACUGUUUUUUCUUGAAGCCAGAAAGCUGUAUGCACGUGUGGGAAUGUGUCAGAUUGAGUUUUGAUGAGUGGGCACAUGCGUCUGGUUGUUUGUGUGUUUGAUAUCUGCACAAUAAGGACAAUAAAACCCAAAUAAACUGACUCAUUUUCUUACUAGUGCACAACAGUUUAGCCGACUCAAAGGGGACGAGACAGGAAAUUGGACCGGUCCCGUUAAUUUCUCGGAUGAUGGAUCUGUGAAGCCUGCCAGAAAUGGAAGGAAAAGGUACCUUUGCUACAUAACACCUCUAAAAGAAGAGAGUGUGUGUGAGAGAGAGAUAGAAUGAAAGACAAAAAAUAAGUUUCAAAUUCAUCAUAGUGACAUUCCAGCCCUGCAUGCGUGGACUGGGCCCCUGGUUUACUCUCCAGUUUCCUCAGAGAACACAAUCUGCAAUUCUUUUUUUCUCUACUUGUCUUGAGAUCUGCAGGGGUUUCUUUUAAUAAAGAGGUUAUCAAGGGUUGGUAAUUUUCACAGGACUGACUACAUCACACAUUUAAAUCUAACUUAACCUGUCUGCAUGUUGACAGAUGUUUCCGUCAGAAUUUUCAGCCAGAUUCACAGAGCUCCGUAAUAGUCACACCCUGCCUAGCUGAUAUUAAGAAGAAAAAAAAACGCCCUCAAAGGUAGGCCAGUCUGAAGGCAUUUUUUAAAAGUCUUUCUCACAGAAACCCAGGAAUGCCUCUUUGUUUUUCAUUAGUUUUGAAAGGUACAAACUCUCAUAAUUUUUAAGUGGUGGUUGCACUUUCAGAUUUGCUCUUGCAUGUUGUCUGAUCCCGUUCACCUCGACCCCCCCCAGACCCCUGACACCUCUACAUCCCUUCCCUCCAGAAGCUGGUAUAGAAACCACGAUCUCCUCCUGAUGUACUGGCUUCCUCCUCGUACCUCUGUGUCCCAUUCAGCACCCCAUUUCCAAAUGCCUUGUCCUCCUCAACCUGUGUCUCAUGUGUUCUGCACAGCUCUGUGUGUAUGCCAUGUACAUAGUGUGGACACUUUCUCUGUGCUACCCCGUAUCUCCCCUUCUCACAUCUGCAUUGUCUCUGCGACCUGGAUUUACCCCCUUACCCCUUUAACUUAACCUUACUACAACAAGACAGGAACGUGCCAGAUUUGUUCCCCCUUUAAAGCUAAUAAUCUCCUUUCAGUCUUUCUCCUGUUGGACUGGUUCUGAACCAGCACUGUACUGUUAACCUAACACCCCUUCUGAGAUGAUGUCCAUCUCAAUGAGUGAUUUACUGUCUUGCUUUUAGAACUGAACAGAGAACACUUGCAAAGGUUUCAUCAUCUUAGCUAAAACAAGCAUGAUUACCCUUGUUUAAAGUGUCAGAUUUAUAAUAUAGCCCUCAGAAAUACACUGCAUCAUCAGGUGGAUGUAGACAACCAGUUUCAUUGUUCCUUAUUUGUACGAUUUCGUCCCAGCAUCUUGUUCCUUUAAUGCACCCCCCCAUUGUAUUGCUUGUUGUGUUCCUUUUUUACCAUUAUGAUUUCUUAACAAUCGCCUCAUUUACCUUCACAGCCAAAGGUAAUAUGUUGCAAUAUCAUCCAUUCGAACUCCACACUAUCUGAUGUAUCUGACAUCUGAUGUGAUAAAGAAUAACGCUCAUUCUGCCAAACACGCUCUCUUAUAACUGCAUUAAAUCACCUCAUAUUUCCCAAAGCAUUAUACAUGUAAAUUUGAAACAGAUUUCAGAGCUGCUAAUGUAUCAAAAAGGGGUAUAUUUUUAGACAGGAAUUACUGUGGAUACAGUUGAUUUUAAGGGAAGGGAAGCGUGCAAUAUUUAUUUACAUAACACAUUUUAUUAAACGCAGCCAAGGACAGAUGAGUCUGCCAGUUCUAGGCCAUCUGCCCAAGUCUAAAAGGGAAGUUAUAGAUCUGAGCUAAAAGAGAGAACCCCUCUGGGUGCAAAACUAUUGACAAUCAUACAAAAUCAUUUGGCUGAAAACUAUUUAACAACUGGUUAUGGCCUUGUGCUAUGAGAUAAACAGCGCAGUGAAACAAUGUUGUAUUUGCAUGUAAGAUAGGGAAAAAGCUCCACGACCUUCUAUGUUACACUAAUUAGUCGUCACACUAAAUUAAACCAUUUAGAAUUAAGAUUUCAGUCUUAAAUAUCAACUAAAUAUCAAAACUUUUAUCUGCCUUUUCUUAAUGUUUGCUUGAACUUCAUGUAGCUCUCCUUUUGCACUUUGAUUUGACCUCUUUCAGAGUGAACACUUUCCAAAAUGGUUAGUCAUAAUUCAGAGCAAUCAAGUAACACUGUGAGAGAAAUACUAAUUUUAGCUGAUUUAGCAUAACACUUAUUGUAAAAGGUCCUUACACACUGGGACCGACGCAAAAUCCAACGCGAAAUUACGAAAACAUUCAGAGGCGAAUUUCGACGCGCCUGACUAUACAUAUCAAGCCUGAUGCGAUUUUGCGACUUUUCGGGGGACACAAAUCGGGUGGAAGCGAAACUGACACAACAGCAGACUGACUGUUUUUCAGUUCUGAUUAGACACUAGUGUUGAGAUGUCUGUCUGUCAUGAUAGCAUGUACUGAGUCAGGGCCAGUACCAGAUAAGCGCAUUAAACUAUAAUCCAUAAAUGUAAGGUAACAACCGAGACCUAAUGGUGCUGUGACAGCAACGCGGUUGAGUUUGAGACAGUGAAAAUACAUAUGGUAUGUUGUAUCUGAACAGGUUAGCUUAUAAGCUAAAGUUACUUAGCACAGAUGAAAGUUAAAACAAAGAUGUUUAGCAAACUGUUAAAGCACACAAACUAUCCUUCAUCUUUGUAAUAUUUGUGUCUUUUAUCAAAAAGCACUCUGUUCUCCGACACGUAAACAAUCAGCAGAUCGGCCAUGUUGGAUAUACUGGUGAUACAGACGUCGCAACAACACGCAAUCUGAUUGGUCAGAAGUGGACACACAGUAUGCGAAACUUUAGAAAAAUCGACCGUGAUCUGAAAAAAUUAAUGCCGCAAUAUCACAGGACAGGAAAACGUCGCUUAGAUAUCAACUUAAAAUCAAAACUUUUAUCUGCCUUUUCUUAAUGUUUUGCUUGAACUUCACGUAGCUCUUCUCUGGCGCUUUGAUUCGACCUCUUUCAGAGUGUCCACUUUCCAAAAUGGUUAGUCAUAAUUCAGAGCAAUCAAGUAACACUGUGAGAGAGAGACUAAUUUCAGCUGAUUAGCAUAACACUUACAGUAAGGCACAAUUUGGGGUUGUUAAAAAGUAUCCCCAUGGCUAGAGUUUCUUAGGAUGUCAAAGUGAUGGCAUUCAUCCAAAGGUGGCUAACAUUGGCUGAAAGCUCAUCAUAACAGAUAAAGUUAAACCAAUCCAUCCAAAACUUCAAAUUCUGAUCAGAUUAGCACUUUUAAUUCUGAGUUUUACCUUUUUUUAGUCAGAGGAGGAAUGAGUAAUACAUCGUUUUGUCUUCGACUGUCCUCUGAAAAGCAGAAGCAAAAUUACUGUAAUAACGAUGUCAAUAUCUUAACCACCAUUGAAUCAAAAUUAAAAGUUAAGUAACAUCUAUUUUGUAAAAAUAUUAAAUCCAUCCACCCCAGAGAAGUUUCAUUAUUGAAAGUGCAAGACUUAAGAGAAAAUAUGUUAUAUUUCCUCUGCUAACAUAUAUUUAGCAAUUUGUUAACAUUCGAAUUUUCAUCCCAAACAGCCCACGCUGCAUUCCUGUACAUAAACCUCCACACACAUUAACCCAGAUUGCAUGCCGACGCUGAUGCUGCAUGCAAAUACAAUGUUGUGCUGCAAGAAAAAAAGGCAUCAUGGUUAAUAAUAAGAACCCAUAAAUAAAUGGUAAAUUAGCAAUGUCUUAAUCAAUUCAAAAUCAAGACUGAAUCUUCUAAACCCUUUUCUGCAGAACCUCUCUGUCAGUGAAACUCAGACAUUGUUUUUGUUUUCUUUUCGGUUCCUGUUGCCAUUGAAAUGAAAAUGUGUGUAAAAGAAAUGCUCUCAUACUCCAGUGACAGUUUUUAAACUUUUUAAAGUUUUAUUGGUUAUUGUCUCCAUGUUGUGAUUACCCGUUUGCAUGAACAUUUGUGUACGUGUUAAUGCCCAUGACAAACUAUAAAUAAGCUACUGUGUAAAAAUGCAUGUUUGUGCAGCAGGCUCAACUGACAUCCUGUAUUAACUUAACUCAGUGAAUUAUAUGAAUAUUAAAAGCACGCAGUAUACAAUAGAAGCACUACAGCGAAUUUAUCACCAAGUUAAAAGCUGGGAUCACCAACCUUUUUCCUUCCAGGUGCAGAGUAACUAUGCACUUAAGUUACCAGUAUUAAAGCGCACACGUUUAUAUCAUUACCAGUUAGAUGAAUAUAAGUAUGAGAGGUAUUAUGUUUUUCAGUUAAAAUGUGACUUUGGUUUAGACUAAGAUGGAACAGAAUCUGGUGCAAGUGUCCAGAAAACAGUCUGUUACUAACCUAUUUGUGACGCCUUAAAUCAACCCAUCACGUCUUGUCAUUUGUCAUCCCACAAUGCUUUACUGAUACUUUAGUAUUUCACAAGGUAAAACUACACAUUUAAGAAUAGAUAUUAAGAUAAGAUAUUUUCCUUCACACACUGCUUUUAAAAUAUUGUAUUUUCACUGUACUUGAGUGUUGUUGAUCUCUUUGUAUACAGGGGUUUAGGCAGAGGAUGACUGUGUCUGUCUCUUCAGGUAUCUGGAAAACUAUGAUGGCUCCUUUGAGUUCAACUCAACAGCAUGCAGGGAGUUCAGACAGGAAAUCAUGGACGUCAAAGUCUUGACAAUGUGAGUGUUCAUAAUGAUGAAGCUAACCCUUGUUGUGGACACCUUGUGUGGAAUAACAUCUUUUUCCCUGAAGGUAAUGUUCAAGCACUCACCAGGUGAGUAAUAUAAGAAUCCAUCACCUGGUUAUGUUGUAAGGUUAAGCUGCAGUUUACAAUUACAAAAAUAAAAGAAGGAUUAUGAACUGAGUUUUUUUUAAACCUGUUGUCUAAUGAAAUUAAAAUGGCCCCAUCCUAGCUUGUCAUCCUAGCUGCUCUGUGAUGUUUGCACGUAAAUCUUUUCAAUGGAUUUGAUUGCCUUUAAGCCUUGUCAUUAUUUGUUUCUUUCUAUUUUCAUGUAACCACUUAGUGCUCAGGGGGCUUAGACUGAUCUAAUUACAAUAAAUUGAAGGCAAAAACAGCUUGUCAAAGAUGACGUUCAUUUCUAUAAUACCUCGUGUUAAAAUGUCAGUUUAGCCGCAGUUCACAAUCAAUAAAGCAUAUCCACAUAUCCCAGUAUGUUUACAUUCAUAGGACUCCUCAACGGGCCAGUGGUGCUGUUGGCAAUUUCAUGGGCAUAUUUCUUGUUGUAUGAAUAUGAACAUUGUCCACUGACCUUUUUGUGCAUGCCCCUCAGGCUGCCAAACUUUAAUGUCCACUGAUUCUGUCCGCUCGAUGGAGAGCCAAGAGCCUCUCUGUCUGAAGCAGAGAGCAGCUGCUGUCACUCUGCCUGACAGUCAAUGUAAUGGUGCCACCCAGCCUCCCAGAGCAAAUCACAUCUUUCAUUCCAAUCAUCUCAAAGGAGAUGUCAGUUCAAGGACAGCUAUUUGCAGACAUGCUCGAUGAAACCCAGCCUUUGAAUUGAACAGUCUAGAUCCAGUGGCAUCAGUACCCCCAUCACAGAGGAGUAAUCACUGCAAUUGUCUGACCUCUUGUUUGGCUUCUUGAAUCAUUUUUGUGAUGUCUCUUCAAUGUACUACCCUUGUAGAAACUUCAAACGGAAAAUACAUGGCCAUGGGUAUCCUCCCUUAUCCCACAAGUCUCUCUUCCUGUCUGCCAGGGUGAAAACAUCAGAGCUGUUUGAGAGAUGGCGGAACCUGCAGGUGUGUAGGUGGGAGCAGAACAAGGAGGAAACCAGCAACUUCAAGUGAGCAUUACUCAGCCAGAAAAAUCAAUAUCAAUGUGUCUGAACACCUUAUGGGUCACACAGCAGCUUCAUGAUGCCCUGUUUUUCUUAUGUUAGGUCCUUUAUAAUGUGUAGCACAUCGGUAAUGUUACUUCGGGCUUUUACACACGUGGACAAAAUUGUUGGUACCCCUCAGUUAAAGAAGGAAAAACCCACAAUUCUCACUGAAAUCACUUGAAACCUACAAAAGUAACAAUAAAUAAAAAUUUAUUGAAAAUUAAAUAAUCAAAAUCAGCCAUUACGUUUGAAAUGUUGAUUAACAUAAUUAUUUAAAAAAAAACAAACUAAUGAAAUAGGGCUGGACAAAAAUGAUGGUACCUCUAUAAAAGAUUGAAAACUAUUUGACCAGAGUGACAUGAUUAACUCAGGUGUGUCCUUUAAUUGACAUCACAGGUGUUUCCAAACUCAUAAUCAGUCAGUCUGCCUAUUUAAAGGGAGACAAGUAGUCACUCUGCUGUUUGGUGAAAAGGUAUGUACCACACUGAACAUGGACAACAAAAAGCGAAGGAGAGAAUUGUCCCAGGACAUCCGAAAAAAAAAAUUAUAGACAAACAUCUUAAAGGUGCAGGCUAUAAGACCAUCUCUAAACAGCUUGAAGUUCCUGUGACAACAGUGGCUCAUAUUAUUCAGAAGUUCAAGACCCACGGGACAGUAGCCAACCUCCCUGGACGUGGCCGCAAGAGGAAAAUUGAUGACAGAUUGAAGAGACAGAUCGUUCGAAUUGUAUCCAAAGAGCCCAGGACAACCUCCAAAGAAAUUAAAGGUGAACUCCAAGGCCAAGGUACAUCAGUGUCAGAUCGCACCAUUCGUCGUUGUUUGAGCCAAAGUGGACUUCAUGGGAGACGACCAAGGAGGACACCACUGCUGAAAAAAAAUCAUAAAAAAGCGAGACUGGAAUUUGCAAAAAUGCAUGUUGACAAGCCACAAAGCUUCUGGGAGAAUGUCCUUUGGACAGAUGAGACCAAACUGGAGCUUUUUGGUAAGGCACAUCAACUCUAUGUUCAUAGACUCAAAAACCAAGCAUACGAAGAAAAGAACACUGUCCCUACGGUGAAACAUGGAGGAGGCUCAGCAAUGUUUUGGGGCUGCUUUGCUGCAUCUGGCACAGGGUGUCUUGAAUGUGUGCAAGGUAAAAUGAAAUCUGACGACUAUCAAGGCAUUCUGGAGAGAAAUGUGCUGCCUAGUGUCAGAAAGCUUGGUCUCAGUCGCAGGUCAUGGGUCUUCCAACAGGACAACGAUCCAAAACACACAGCCAAAAAAACCCAAGAAUGGCUGAGAGAAAAGCGUUGGACUAUUCUAAAGUGGCCUUCCAUGAGCCCAGAUCUGAAUCCCAUUGAACAUCUGUGGAAGGAGCUGAAACAUGCCAUUUGGAGAAGACACCCGUCAAACCUGAGACAACUGGAGCAGUUUGCUCAUGAGGAGUGGGCCAAAAUACCUGUUGACAGCUGCAGAACGCUCAUUGACAAAUACAGAAAUCGUUUAAUUGCAGUGAUUGCCUCAAAAGGUUGUGCAACAAAAUAUUAAGUUAUGGGUACCAUCAUUUUUGUCCAGCCCUAUUUCAUUAGUUUGUUUUUUUUAAAUAAUUAUGUUAAUCAACAAUUCAAAAGUAAUGGCUGAUUUUGAUUAUUUAAUUUUCAAUAAAUUUUUAUUUAUCGUUACUUUUGUAGGUUUCAAGUGAUUUCAGUGAGAAUUGUGGGUUUUUCCUUCUUUAACUGAGGGGUACCAACAAUUUUGUCCACGUGUGUAGGUGUGUGCGCUGCUCUGUAUGAGAAUUUUCGAUUGUUGUUUGUUUUGACAUUUUUUUUAUUCUAUCAUUGACGCUAGUGUGGGGGCAGAUAAAUGUUUGCAGCAGUGGAGCAAAGAAAUAUUUCCUUAGAUGUGCACAAAGUGUAUCACAUCAUUUUCCAUCAUAUCUUAUUGUUUCGUAUCAUAUUUUAUCAUAUAAAAUCUUAUCGUAUCAAAUCUUGUCGUAUCAAUUAUUGUAUUGCGUCACAGUGUGCCGUACUGUUUUGUGUCGUUUUGUAUUGUUUUAUAUCCAAUCUUAUCAUAAUGUAACAUACUGUAUCGUAUCGCAUCACAGCCUAUCAUAUCCUAAUGUAUUGUAUUGUAACAUAAAGUAUUGUUAAAAGAAAAAUAUACGAAAAAUUUCUUUCAAUUACAGACAUGACUUCACCACAUCUCACAGGGAAAACUGUGUUCAUUCAAGUGUAUUAGUCGUCCAACGAAAUGUACAUGCUCAACAUUGUUUUCACUUUUUCUCAGCCAUUUAAAAUAAUGAUGAAAUAUGAGAGAUUUACGUCUUAUUGAUGCAUUAAAACUCUGACAGGAUGUUUUACUGUCUAUAAAUUCCUUUGAGGGGAGAUCAAGAAUUGAAUGUUGUUGCUAACAAACACAAGUGAAAUAACAGCCUACGGUUACAUUGUACAUUUCUCCGUACACAGAUGAGGUUUUUGCAAACAUGAGACUGUAGUUAUAUUAAACUUUGUUGUACAUGGACUUGCACAUGUUCCUAUUUUGUGGUGCCUCCUGGACAUUUACAUAUUUCAAUGUAAAAAAUAUGCAGUUUGUUGACAUUCUAUAUUCUGGUUUGAAAAAAAAAAAACCAGACCAGACAGAUUCAUCUGUUGAACUGCAAAUAGAGGAGGUAAACCCAGUGUCAGGACAACAUAGAGGUUAACCUAUUAUUGGUCUUGGUGGUGAAAUGAAGUGUUUACCAAAUGAACUAACUCUGUUUUUUUCCUACUAAAGGAUGUCCCUGUCUCGCUGCUGUAACGCUCCCUCCUUUUUGUUCACCACCAAGAGAAACACUCCUGCAGGGACCAAGCUGAGGUAUGAGGUGGACACAAGUGGUAUCCUUCCCAUCACCACUGAGGUCUUUAAGAUGUUCCCAGAUGUGAGUUCAACUCUUUACAAGUAUUUGACAUCACCCAGUAUUGAUAGUUUUGUUCUGAUCUAUUGGUAUAAUUCAACUAUGAUGGUGUGAGAUCUCAUUGAUUUGAAAUCUUUUUGACGCUGUCAGUUUGAAAUUAACAGAUUGUGUGUUUGUUUUUCAAAUCCAGGAUAUGCCGUAUUCCAAGUCUCAGUAUAAGAAAUGUGCUGUAAUUGGAAAUGGCGGCAUCAUCAAGAACAGCAAAUGCGGAAAGGAAAUUGACUCUGCUGAUUUUGUGUUUAGGUAUACGGGGUAAAAUCAUUCAAUGUGUUGUGUCGGGGCUGCAUGGUGGUUACUGUUGCUUAAACCUGGUACUGCCAAAUUCUGGCUUCUGAUUUUUGACAGCUGAUUGGCUGGCUGACAGAAAUCUGUUCCUAGUAUCAAGUCAAUGAAGCUGCAUGUUUAGUUUUCUCCUUCAGUGGAUGAGAAAACACAUAAAUAAUUACGAAAGAAUAUAGCACCCAUAAUUUAGUUUAGCAUUUGUUCGUUUUAAUGCAACACGAGAAUGCCAUCCUCUAAAUGCUCUUAUAUUGUUGGUUUUGGAAGGCAGGAUGAAACUAUUACAAAUUGUAAUCGAGUCAAAUUACUGCCUCAUGUGUCCUGCUUUAACAUCAUCACACAGGCACAGCUUGCCAUGUUGAAAGUCGCUGAAUCAUGAUUCAACGACUGCUGCUGAGGAGAGGAAGACAGACAGUCAAUUAUGAUAAUGUAAACACUUAACUCUGACUCACUGCUAUUCUGUCCUCCAUCUAUUGUGCAGCCCAACACAAUGCCUCUCCAGCAUGCCUACUAAGUCAAAUCAAAUGUGAUUGAACUGACCUUUUUCUUUUGCAGGUGCAACAUACCACCCAUUAAUGACAAGUACACUGCAGAUGUAGGCACAAAAACAGAUCUGGUGACUAUUAAUCCCAGUAUUAUUACUGAGAGGUACUGUAAAUAUACUUCUACGUCAAAAAAAAUUACAUCCCCCCCUUUUCCAUGUGUUCUUCUCUUGUGCCUUUUGUAACCUCAUGAUGCACUUACCGCAGGUUUCAAAAGCUGGAGAAAUGGCGGCGACCUUUUUACGAAGUCCUCCAGAACUACGAGAACUCCUCAGUGGUGCUUCCUGCAUUCUACAACACCCGCAACACCGAUGUAUCUUUCAGAGUCAAGUACAUGCUGGACGACUUCGACUCCCAGAGAGGCGUGUUCUUCUUCCACCCGCAGUACCUCCUCAAUGUGCAGCGGUUCUGGGCGGUGCAGGGUGUCCGGGCCAAACGCCUCAGCAGCGGUCUGAUGCUGGUGACAGCUGCCAUGGAGAUGUGCGAGGAAGUCCAUCUCUACGGCUUCUGGGCAUUCCCAAUGAACCCCUCUGGCAUCUUUAUCACUCACCAUUACUAUGAUAAUGUCAAGCCAAGACCGGGCUUCCAUGCGAUGCCGCAUGAAAUAUUCAAUUUUAUUCACAUGCAUACCCGAGGGAUCAUUAAUUUACACACAGGGCAGUGCACAUGAUCCCCUAAAUCAAAUCUUUGAAAGUGGAAACUCAAUAUUCAACACUUUAAGUUGUUUUAAAUCUUGUUUACCCAUUGAAUUGUAUCGGUUGUCAGCCAAUAAUAGUUUUUUAUCCCAUUGUAUUCAAAAAGAUAGUCUGCUUUAUGUACACAUCCUUUCUUACUAUUUCACUGACACAUUGAAGGUUGCCUGCUGUAAAGCCAACAUAAAAGUACCUUUUAGUUUUGAACUUUUUUGGUUUAGCCAAUCAAAACCUGGUGGUUCUCUCAGACUCUCUUACCACGGGAUGCUUGUUUUUAAUGUGAAAAGUGGUCUUCAUAGUGAUGUCGUUUCUGUGAAGUUUUCUAGUGGCUCUGCUGUACAGAGGUGUUGUUUUCUACUCAACGUUGCACAGAUAUUUACGCUGAAAUGGGCCGCACUGGGUGUCUUUGUGCCCCCUCAUUUCCUUUCUCUUCUCUCUUUAUCUCGGACACUCUGUGGGUGUUGCAGCUUUUAAUGUUUGUGUUAUACAAAACCUAAGCUAAUGAAAUUAAGCUAGUAUUGAAAAAAAAAAAAGAAUAACUUCUAACAUUGUCUACUUUUGUAAUCUAUUUCUUAUUCACCAGAGUCGCUGGGUGAAUAUUUUAGAGUACUACAAAAUUGGCCUGUUUUCAGUGGCCCUCUCCUUGUCCUAUUUCAAAAAUUUCUUCCAAUGUUUCCAGCGAAGAAAUUGUGUGCAAGACAAGUUUGAGACAAAGGACACUGACUACAGCCAGAAAAAUAUUUUACAAUUUCCCCAUUUCAGCAAACCUUUGCUAUUCAAGGCCAUCCAAUUUGUAAAAACAACAUACAGCAAUGUUUAGCGACCCAGCCUCUCUUUGUCAUUCAUGUCUUAAACCAUGCUGCCUUAUACGAUAACACCCCCUCUUUAUGAUAUGCAAUGCACCUUUGUGUUUUUGCGAAUCCACAAUACAUGAAUAUAAGUAUAAAUCUUAACUUGUCUCUUGAAUUGGAGGACAUUUAAGACUCUGUAAGGUAUAGAAAUUCUUGUGCAUUUCUCAGACUGUAAUCUAUUGGAAUUAGUGAAGUCUUACCGUAAAGUCCAUUCAUAAUCAUGUAAUGCUCUGCAUGACUUUACUCUAUACUUGGCUUUGUGUGUGCCUGCUUCAAUGAUCACUGAAAUAUGUUUACACUUAAGCCUCCACUGGAGUUCACAGUGCUUUUGAAGAUACAUACGUAGACUUUUUCCACAGAUGAUGAGCGGAUUAAGGUAAAUUUUAUAGAAGUGGAUGCAUGAUUAAGGACGCAAGAAUGAAGAAUGGCUGCUGCCCUCUUUGUGAAAUGUUAGGACACUUGUAGGACUACUAUAUUGGUUCACUUUCCCCUUAAAACUGGAAUUUCUGUUAUUGUUCAAGCAUUGGCUAGCUGUGCUUUUUUACUUUUCUUUUGUUGCACACUGCAAAAGAGACUGUAAACUAUUAUUUUUUUGGCUUCAUUUGAGUUCUUAGCUGUGCAGCUGUCCAUUAUUACUAAAUGUUUGAAGGACAUCAUUGCUCAUUAGAUUUAAGAAUGCUUUUUCAUUUGUCUGCUCAGAUUUUUUGUGUGCUAUUGCACAAGAAACAAAAAAAUUUAAUACCAAAUACAUUUUGGCUUGACCACUAAAUAGUAGACGCAACUGACUCAAGAAUGGAAAAGGAAAGAAACUGGCCUGUGUACCGGAGGGUGUCGAUAUAUAGUAUAACACAGUGCUUCUUAAUUAACUGACUCUUGAUCAUUCUUUCUACUGUAUUGUGUUUGUAAAUAAACUUGUUUGGAUUUUCUUACCUA